Molecule: messenger RNA, 2754 nt
Organism: Arthroderma uncinatum
Lineage: Eukaryota; Fungi; Ascomycota; Eurotiomycetes; Onygenales; Arthrodermataceae
Product: mucin-like protein 1
Exons: 3
Coding region: 1-2754 (917 amino acids)
Biological process (GO): primary miRNA processing; mRNA processing
Cellular component (GO): nuclear body
Source: RefSeq, a predicted model, not a curated record
AUGGAUUACGAGUCCUUCUCGCCCCCCGCAAAGAGCGAGGCCCGCUGGACUGAGGAGGAGAGCUUCUGGGCAGACUCCUACUCGCGCAGGUCGCCUCCGGAGAGACGGCGAGGACGGGCCCGGUCGAGGUCGCCGGUCGGGAUAGACCGCUACCAGCCCGGCGAGCGAGACCGCGCCAGAGACGAAUACUACGGCGCAGCCAGAGAGCACGCGGCCCGCGACCGGGAGCAGCGGCGGCGGCUCCCCUCCCCCGGCGCCGCAAACAUCGACAGAUACGUGCCCGGCCAGGAGUCCAAGCCCGUCCUGCGCUCCAACCCCAUCCCCAACCCGCUCUCCCUCGACUACCAGGUCGGCUUCAACUACUACGCCGAGUGGUGGAGGACAGAGAACGCCAUCAGAGAGGAAAAGGAGCGGGCCAAGCACGGUGGUCGACGGCCGACGGACCGCGUCAGGGGGGACCGCGAGGCCAGAGAGGAGAGAGAUAAGGAGAGGGCCCAGAUACAGGCAUCGUAUGAUGCGUACAAGCAGGAUCUGCAGAUAAAGCUCGCCAGGCAGUUCGUUCAGCUGCACCGAAACGAGGAGUGGUUUCGCGAAAAGUACGUGGGCGAGGUCAGGGAUCCAUUCAAGGAGCGGCUGACGCAGUUCCGUGGCUCGGCGUAUGAGCAGUGGACUACCGAUCUGGCCUCGGGCUUGUUUGACGAGUUUACGCUCGAGGGUAUCUACAAGAGCGAGAGUGAUGGGGCUGGCGGCAUUAUUGAAAAGGAGGAAGGCGAGGCUACGGCCGUCGGUGAGACGUUGGGCGUGCUCGAUCUGGUGCCGGCGAGGGGAGGAGAGCUGCGUGACGACUCGAUACUGCAGCCUGCACUGCUGAUAAAGACGCUCGCUCCCAACGUCAGUCGAGAGAAGAUCGAAGAGUUCAGUCGAGAGCAUCUGGGGGAGGUCGACGGCGGGUUCAAGUGGCUUAGUCUGAGCGACCCAAACCCGUCGAAGAAGUACCAUCGUAUCGGAUGGAUAAUGCUGCAUCCGGCCGCGGAGUCGCAGGACGGCGGUGUCAUCGAGCGAGGCGACGGGCGAGACGAAGAGGGUGAAGAGAUGGACACAACCACCAACGACAACAAGCCAACGGUGUCCGCGGCUGAAAAGGCGCUGGAUGCAGUCAAUGGCAAGACCAUACAGGACUCCGUCAGAGGUGACUUUGUCUGUCACGUCGGCGUGCAUGUGCCGCCUACAAACCCGCGCAAGAAGGCUCUCUGGGACCUCUUCUCUGCCCCCGAACGUAUCGAGCGAGACCUGGAGCUGGCCAGACGCAUAGUCUCCAAGUUCGACAGUUCCAUGGACGGGGCAGACGGCAUGACCAGGAUCGAUGAACGGGUUGAAGACCUUCGUGGUAAAGGUUGGCUGCAACCGCCCGUCACGGGUCCAGUCAAGGUGAAGAACCGACGCUUCGACGCCGAGUCAGACAUGAUCCUGCUGGACGAAGGGGAGGCCGAGGGGGAAGGCGAAGGGGAAGUCGAAGAAGGCGAAGGCGAAGGCGAAGGCGAAGACGAAGCAGACACGGAAGACCUGCUGGUCAAGAAGAAAACCCUCGAUCUGACAGUCGAAUACCUUCGCCGCGUCUACAAUUUCUGCCUAUACUGCGUCUUCGAGUCCGAUUCCGUCCACGAACUCGUCCGAAAGUGUCCGGGCGGUCACCUCCGUCGUCCACGCUCAGGUCUAUCAAGCCACGCCAAAGCAGCCGCUCGUGCCAGCGCAGUCGGAAACCCAUACCCUGCCAAAAAGAAGGAGAGCGGCGAGGAGGAAGAAGGCGAGGCUUCUCCGGUGGUAGAAGAGAAGAAACCAACUCGCUUUGCAUCCAAGAGCGAACAGCAGAUCUACCGCGCCUUUAACUGGGUGAAGACGUUUGAAGAUAAGUUGAUGCAGAUCCUUGAGCCGGAGGAUGUCGACUUGAAGAAGUUGGGCGGUAAGCCUGUUGACGAGGCUGUGGAGGAAGAGCUGGCUCGAUUCGUCAAGCAGGAGGAUGAAUCGAAGUUUCGAUGCAAGGUUCCUGAAUGCACGAAGCUCUUCAAGGCGCAGAACUUCUGGCGCAAGCAUGUCAAGAAGCGUCAUGAGGAGUGGUUCGCUGAGAUCCAAAAUGAGCUCGCCCUCGUCAACGCCUACGCGCUUGAUCCCGCACACAUCUCUCCAACCCGCUCCGACGCAGCGAGCAACGGCCACUUCCCCUUCCCACCCGGCCACAUACCCGCCGGCACCCCCCGCGGCUUCAACUACGCAAACAUGUCCUUCGGCAUGUCCUCCGGCCCCAACUCAAACGGCUUCAACGGCAUGCCGCCCGUCCCCGCCGGCGGCCCCGGCGUCCUAAACGGCUCCUACAACAUCCUCUCCGAUCCAUCAGGAAUGCACCACCCCGGCGUCAUCCGCCGAGGAGGAGGCCGCUACUCUAACAGAUCAGGCCCCUACGACCGUCGCACAGGCGGCAGAUACACCGGCCCAAUGGGCGCCGGUACUUCCGGCCGUCUUUCCCCGGGCAGAUCAAUGUUCGGUCGUGUCUCCAUGCCCGGCGGAGGAGCAUAUAUACCCGCCGGCCACCCGGCUGCUAUCAUGGGAGGCGCCGGGUUCGGUCCUGCCGGUCAACGAUGGGACGGCACUGGCACGCAAGCGAUGGGACCCAAGGAGGCGGUGCAGGGAAGAAGUCUGAAGAGUUACGAGGAUCUGGACGCUGUUGGUGGUGCUGGGGGAGGGGAGUUGAAUUAUUAG